AUGGUCACUGAUUUCGUUGAAGUCCUCGUUAGCGAUCUUCGCCGUCAGGAGCAUAAGGCCAGCUUGGAGACAUGCGGCUUCGAGAUACGUGGGUUGCGCUCAACUAUGGCCUACGAAGAUUUCGGGGGUCAAGAGCGCGUCGAUGCAGUAUACGUGGAAGAUGUCAAGACACAACUUCGGGAAGACUUUGGGGCCUCGCACAUUGACAUUAUGCGCGUGAGGGUACGAAGACGCCAUCCGCACUUUCCUUUGUCCAUCGGGACAUCGUUCGAGCAUCAUCAGCCGUCCACCGCGGCUCAUAUUGAUACCACAAUGGAUAGUGCCAAGGCCAUGGUGAAAGAUCUUCUGCUACAUACUGGGCAAAGUUGUCGGCAGGGAUACUUUCAGAUCUUAAACGUGUGGAAACCAUUGCGUGGGCCUCUCGAGGACUGGCCGCUUGCAGUCUGCGACCAGCAGACUGUGGACACCACCACGGAUCUUGCCCAGUCAACAAUACUCCACCAGGACUACGCGAACCACAACUGCCAAGUCCAUUACAACAAGAACCAGCGGUGGUUCUAUCUCAGUCGGCAACAGCCGGAUGAAAUCAUGAUAUUCCGGCAGUUUGAUAGUCGACGGCCUGGAAAUAAUGGCACGCCGCAUUCCUCUUUCGCAGAUCCUUCGACCCCCGCUCAAGCCACACCUCGUGAGAGUGUCGAAGUCAUGGCCGUGCUGCAUUUUCAGCCAAAAAUCUGA
Fulvia fulva is the source of this 735-nucleotide messenger RNA. RefSeq names its product Fe(II)/2-oxoglutarate-dependent dioxygenase nvfI. Gene Ontology annotation, molecular function: oxidoreductase activity. Bases 1 to 735 code for a protein of 244 amino acids. Lineage: Eukaryota; Fungi; Ascomycota; Dothideomycetes; Mycosphaerellales; Mycosphaerellaceae. The transcript is spliced from 5 exons. The record is from RefSeq and is a predicted model, not a curated record.